Messenger RNA from Exophiala spinifera, 1464 nucleotides. RefSeq lists its product as uncharacterized. The transcript has 2 exons. The record is from RefSeq and is a predicted model, not a curated record. Gene Ontology annotation, cellular component: cytoplasm; nucleus. Gene Ontology annotation, biological process: DNA damage response. Gene Ontology annotation, molecular function: phosphatase activity. Lineage: Eukaryota; Fungi; Ascomycota; Eurotiomycetes; Chaetothyriales; Herpotrichiellaceae. Bases 1 to 1464 code for a protein of 487 amino acids.
AUGCAAUUUGAUCCCAGCCUUCCAAAAAGCAACACAUCAUCGCCCGCGUCAUUCGCCUACAAAUCUGUACGAGAACGAUGGCCAACGAUUGUCGCGAAUGCUAUCAAAGAUGUCCAACGUCAAAUUGACUGUCCUCAACACGGAAAUCCAGAGAUUGUAAGACAGGGCAUGCAAAUUAUUGCUGAGCUGGAAUGUCUAAAGCACGAAAUGCUCCAAAACUGCACGCUAUCUCUGUUACCAGAUGAAGAAGGAGAGCUUCGUGGUGAUGUUGCCAUUUACAACCAAGAGCUUCAAGAGCGAGAGGCGCAAAGUGCAAAGUUGGUAGUGCGAUGGCAUGAAGUUGAGUGGUUGUUCAGCGAGUGCUACCUCUAUCGACGUCUCUUCGGAUCGUUCUCGCGAAGGACGUGGUGGAAGACAUAUGAUGUUUUUCAAGAGCAAAAGAGGGACGCAUUCAGACAGUCCAAGGAUGCUGUCCUGGAAAUGGCUGCAUACUAUGUCAAUGUGACAAAAGGUAUUGGUUGCAUUGGGUGCAACAGCGGGUUUUUGGCAUCUCCAGACGCAACUCAGAGGCAACAGGCCGUUUUCACGGAAAUGAUGCAACAAUGCCUGUGGGGAAAUGCGACGGACCUCAGUCUUCUCACCACUCUCACCUACGAGAACAUUCAGCAGCUUCAGGGCAGUGAGGUAUUCAAACGUCGACGCGACAAGGUGUUGGUGAAUGACUUGGACCAAGCCUUCAAUCUCCUCUGGCAGGCAGGAAACCAGGGCGAAGAGCGUAGGACCGUGGAGUUUGUGUUGGACAACUCUGGCUUCGAGCUCUUUGUGGAUGUUGUGGUGAUAUGCUAUCUCUUAAAAAGCGAACUUGCCACAGAAGUGAGGAUGCAUGCGAAACAAAUCCCGUGGUUCGUCAGCGACGCGACUCCUACAGACAUUGAGCAGCUUUUCGACAUCAUUCGACGGCCUCUGGACUUCUUCAAAGACUCGAGUGGCAGUGGAGAAGGGGGUCUUGCCGAGAUGACUGAUGAGCAGCGGCAACAUCUCGAAGUCCUGCAUUCCGACCUCCGUACUUUUCAAGCAGAAGGACGCUUAGUGUAUCAGACCAGCAAUUUCUGGACUCAAGCGGGAAGUUUCUGGCGACUUCCCACAUCUAACCCUGGCCUUCUCGCCGAACUCAGAAGCUCACACCUCGUUGUAUUCAAGGGCGAUCUCAACUAUAGAAAGCUCGUUGGCGAUGCUUGCUGGGAUCCUACCACGCCGUUUCAGGAGGCUUUAGGUCCUCUCGGAAAAUCUUCCAAGCUCAACAUCCUCUCCUUGCGCACUUGUAAAGCGGAUGUGGUUGUCGGGCUACCUCCAGGUAAAGAUGAAGAACUCCGCUCGUUGCCCGGAUGUGGCGGCGAGUCUGGUCUGAGGGCAUGGGCUUUGGAUGGGUCGUGGGCUGUCAUGCAGUUCUCAAAAGGUCGAUAG